Onychomys torridus (southern grasshopper mouse) is the source of this 3042-nucleotide messenger RNA. It is a transcript of the gene Thap12, whose product is annotated as THAP domain containing 12. Bases 302 to 2575 code for a protein of 757 amino acids. Gene Ontology annotation, molecular function: protein dimerization activity. Lineage: Eukaryota; Metazoa; Chordata; Mammalia; Rodentia; Cricetidae. The record is from RefSeq and is a predicted model, not a curated record. The transcript is spliced from 5 exons.
CGCCAGGGUGCAUUGUGGGAAGGAGGCGGCAGCGUCCCGGGCGGGCUGGAGGUGCAGCAGCGGUGGCGGCGGCGGUAAAUCCUCCCGGCCGCUCACAGCACUGUGGAGCCGCGGCCCCAGCCCGGCCUCGGCCCGCGCGCCCCUCCUGCCCCUCGCGGCUUCGCGAGUCAGCCCCUCCUCCGCGCGCGGCCUUGCGGAGCCGGCCGGCCGGCCCAGCUCCCCUCCCCGGCCCCGCGGGGCGGCCGUGCUGCCCUGACGAGGCGGGGAGGGGAGGGCUGGACCGGCCGGUGGCCGGGCGACCAUGCCGAACUUCUGCGCGGCCCCCAACUGCACACGGAAGAGCACGCAGUCGGACCUGGCCUUCUUCAGGUUCCCGCGGGACCCGGCCAGAUGCCAGAAGUGGGUUGAGAAUUGUAGGAGAGCAGACUUAGAAGAUAAAACACCUGAUCAACUAAAUAAGCAUUAUCGACUAUGUGCCAAACACUUUGAGACCUCUAUGAUCUGUAGAACUAGUCCUUAUCGUACAGUUCUUCGAGAUAAUGCAAUACCAACAAUAUUUGAUCUCACCAGUCAUUUGAACAAUCCACAUAGCAGACACAGAAAACGAAUAAAAGAAUUGAGUGAAGAUGAAAUCAGGUCACUGAAACAGAAAAAAAUUGAGGAAACUUCUGAACAAGAACAGGAAAUUAACAGCAAUGCUCAGAACCCCAGUGCAGAAGCAGGGAACCAGCAGGAUGGAAACGUGUUACCUUUGACCCUUGAAGAGAAGGAGAAUAAAGAGUAUCUCAAGUCAUUGUUUGAGAUUCUGAUUCUCAUGGGAAAGCAGAACAUACCCUUGGAUGGGCACGAGACAGAUGAGAUCCCAAAAGGCCUCUUUGCUCCAGAUAACUUUCAGGCGCUCCUGGAGUGCCGAAUCAACUCUGGAGAGGAGGUCCUUCGGAAGCGCUUCGAGACCACAGCGGUGAACACGUUAUUCUGCUCCAAAGCACAGCAGAGACAGAUGCUGGAGAUCUGUGAGAGCUGCAUUCGGGAGGAGACGCUCAGGGAAGUGAGAGACUCACACUUCUUUUCCAUCAUCACAGACGAUGUGGUGGACAUAGCAGGAGAAGAGCACUUGCCCGUGCUGGUGAGGUUUGUCGAUGAAGCUCAUAACCUGAGAGAAGAGUUUGUGGGCUUCCUGCCCUAUGAAGCUGAUGCAGAAAUUUUGGCUGUGAAAUUUCACACUACAAUAACUGAGAAAUGGGGAUUAAAUAUGGAGUAUUGUCGUGGUCAGGCUUACAUUGUGUCCAGUGGAUUUUCUUCCAAAAUGAAAGUUGUCGCUUCAAGACUUUUAGAAAAAUACCCCCAGGCAAUCUACACACUCUGCUCUUCCUGUGCCUUAAAUUCGUGGUUGGCAAAGUCUGUCCCUGUGAUAGGGGUAUCCGUGGCUUUAGGAACGAUUGAGGAAGUCUGUUCUUUUUUCCACCGAUCACCACAGCUGCUUUUAGAACUUGACAAUGUAAUUUCUGUUCUUUUUCAGAACAGUGAAGAGCGGGGUAAAGAGCUGAAGGAAAUCUGCCAUUCCCACUGGACAGGCAGGCAUGACGCCUUUGAAAUCUUAGUGGAUCUCCUCCAGGCGCUUGUCUUAUGUUUCGAUGGCAUAAAUAGCGACACAAACAUUAGGUGGAAUAACUCGAUAGCCGGACGAGCAUUCGUACUCUGUAGUGCAGUGACAGAUUUUGAUUUCAUUGUUACCAUUGUUGUUCUUAAAAAUGUGUUAUCUUUUACAAGGGCCUUUGGGAAGAAUCUCCAGGGACAAACUUCUGAUAUCUACUUUGCAGCCGGUAGCUUGACUGCAGUACUGCAUUCGCUUAAUGAAGUGAUGGAAAAUAUUGAAGUUUAUCAUGAGUUUUGGUUUGAGGAAGCCACAAAUUUAGCAACCAAACUUGACAUUCAAAUGAAACUCCCAGGGAAAUUCCGGAGGUCCCAGCAAGGUAACCUGGAACCUCAGCUAACCUCGGAGAAUUACUAUAAAGACACCCUCAGUGUUCCAACAGUGGAACACAUUAUUCAGGAACUUAAAGACAUAUUCUCUGAACAGCACCUCAAAGCUCUGAAAUGCCUAUCUUUGGUACCCUCAGUGAUGGGGCAGCUCAAAUUCAACACCUCAGAAGAGCUCCAUGCUGAAAUGUACAGAAGUGAUCUGCCCAAUCCUGACACGCUCGCAGCUGAGCUUCACUGUUGGAGAAUCAAGUGGAAACACAGAGGGAAAGAUAUUGACCUCCCAUCCACCAUUUAUGAAGCCCUCCAUCUUCCUGACAUCAAGUUUUUUCCCAAUGUCUAUGCCUUGCUGAAGGUCCUAUGUAUUCUCCCCGUGAUGAAAGUUGAGAAAGAGCGCUAUGAAAAUGGGCGAAAGCGACUCAAGGCAUAUUUGCGGAACACUUUGACAGACCAGAGGUCAAGUAAUUUGGCUUUGCUUAACAUAAAUUUCGAUAUAAAACAUGAUCUGGAUUUAAUGGUGGAUACAUACAUCAAACUCUAUACAAAUAAACCAGAGCUUCCUACAAAUAAUUCAGAAACCAUUGAAAAUACCUAAAAGAUUUUAAAAAUGUCUUAACGUUUGCUGUUUGGAAGAAAAGCCGUAAGGUAUAGUAGGCCAGUUAAUCACUGUAUACCUUGUGGCUAGACCUCCAGUUGAAUGCAUCAUUAGCUGUUGGUAAUCCACAUAGUUAAAUGGCCCCCAUUUGAACUCUCAUGCUUUCAGUAUCUGUCUGUUCUUGCAGAAGUUGGCAUUGGGAGUGCCAGAAUGCCUCCCUGCUAGUGGCACUCUGGAAUUGCUUUAGUUAGUCAUUUUAGAUAUAACUUUAUCAUUGUGGACCCAGUUGUCAGCUGUUGAGUUAUCAGGUCUUCGAAAAAUGAAUUUUAUGAAAGAUACUUUUAUAAUGUGUUACGAUGAAGUAUAUCAUUGACUUUUGACUUGUAGGAGUUAUGGGUGUUUAAAAUUUAUGGUAGCAGCACUUGAAAGGCAGAAGCAUGAGGAUCACAAGCUUUAGGCCAGCCUGG